AUGUGCGCCGUGGCGAAAAUUCCUCACCUUAGAAAAAAGUUUCAACACCGCUGCGAAAUCUUUAGGUACCAAAUGUCAUCAUUCGAACCAGUUGUUGUUAUCGACGGUAAGGGCCACUUGUUGGGUCGCUUGGCUUCCAUCAUUGCCAAGCAGGUUUUGAACGGCCAAAAAAUCGUCGUUGUCAGAGCCGAGGCCUUGAACAUCAGUGGUGAAUUUUUCAGAAACAAGUUGAAGUACCACGACUACUUGAGAAAGAGUACCAGAUACAACAAGACCAAGGGUCCAUUCCACUUCAGAGCUCCUUCGAGAAUUCUCUACAAGGCUGUGAGAGGUAUGAUUCCUCACAAGACCGCUAGAGGUCAAGCUGCUUUGGAGAGACUCAAGGUCUUUGAAGGUAUUCCUCCACCAUACGACAAGAAGAAGAGAGUUGUUGUUCCACAAGCUUUGAGAGUGUUGAGAUUGAAGCAAGGUAGAAAGUACACCACCGUUGGUAAGUUGUCUUCUGCUGUUGGCUGGAAAUACGAGACUGUGGUUGACAAGUUGGAGGAGAAGAGAAAGUUGCAAUCUGCCGAAUACUACGCCAAGAAGAAGGCCUUGGCCAAGAAGGUGGAGAGCGCUCAAACUGCCACUGCCGGUUCCGAAGCUGCCAAGAAGUUGGCCGAGUUCGGAUACUAA
Messenger RNA from Meyerozyma guilliermondii ATCC 6260, 675 nucleotides. It is a transcript of the gene RPL16A, whose product is annotated as 60S ribosomal uL13 domain-containing protein. Gene Ontology annotation, biological process: negative regulation of translation; translation. Lineage: Eukaryota; Fungi; Ascomycota; Pichiomycetes; Serinales; Debaryomycetaceae. Gene Ontology annotation, cellular component: cytosolic large ribosomal subunit; ribosome. The record is from RefSeq and is a predicted model, not a curated record. The transcript has a single exon. Bases 1 to 675 code for a protein of 224 amino acids. Gene Ontology annotation, molecular function: structural constituent of ribosome; mRNA binding.